Molecule: messenger RNA, 2963 nt
Organism: Maylandia zebra (zebra mbuna)
Lineage: Eukaryota; Metazoa; Chordata; Actinopteri; Cichliformes; Cichlidae
Gene: lg22h6orf47
Product: linkage group 22 C6orf47 homolog
Source: RefSeq, a predicted model, not a curated record
CUGAAAGCGACCCGGUAGUUCGUCGUCUUUGUUCUCGUAAUGAGCGGGGAAACCGUUCAGGCGACCUUUUUGUGCUUGCUAGGAGUGCUCUUAGUGGUACCUGCCUUCCCUUAGCUUUGAGUGGACACGGACCUUUCUCUCCACAGUGGACAUUUGAGCCACGACGUGCUGAAGCAGAGCAACUAGUCUGUUUAUCGAGUUACCUCAUGCUAACGAGUAGCGCUAGCUGGGUUCUGACAAAGCAGCUAACAGCGGCGAAGGUGAGCUUUUAGCUACUGACUUUUAUCACUGACAGGUUUAUUCACACCGAAAAAUCAUAUGUGAGGUAAACUUUAAACAGCUCGCUCAGUGGUGAGUAACCUGUAGGGCAGCUGACCGCUGUGUUAGCAAAGCUGCACGAUGUUGACGUGGAGCUGGAUACCAAACUGCACGCGUAAACCAACCUUUCUACUUGUUUGAGGAGUUAACAAAUGCGUUUCGAGAGGCUGAAAAAAGUUUGUUUUGUUUUUUUGUUGGGAAGGGCUGGCCAAAGAAUAAGCUAACUGUUGGCUAACGCUGAGCUGAAGCUUUCGUCAACUUUCCCAGUUCCUCUGUGCUAAAGUGUCGCUGAAAUACUGAAAGCACCCUCGAAGAUUGUCAGCUGAAACCAAACAUGUAGACUGUUCUUCUGGACUUUAAAUGGUGGAGUCUCGUUAAGAGCAGAGCCCUGUAAGUAAUGUAGGGUGGGGGCGAGUGUAACCUUUUGUCUGCUGAACUGCUCGAACACACCCACAGGUGUGGCGAUGACCCGAGGACGUCACGUUGCCCAGGCCUGAGGCCUCCUGAACAAGUAUUUCAACUUCAUAACUGCACCGACAGCGAGUGCAUGCUUUUCUCUGAAGCUCGGGAAGCCAACAGGACGUGAGAACUGACGAUUUUAACCGAGGUCUAACAAGCUCCGCGAGCAGACAUGGCAGCUGUGGUGGGCAAAGCGUGGGGGUGGGUCCGCUCAUGGGGCAGCAGCGGUGCCAGGUCAAAGGACACUAACGUUUUGACAGCUGAGCGCCAAAAGCUGCGUGGCAGUGGUGGUUGGGGCAUCAAGGCUUGGAUCUGGGGCUCAUGGGGACGUCAGCAUGAACUAAGCAGUCCAGUAGAGGAGUACUGGGAGGCACAGGAGAAGCUUCAGCCCAUUAAAAUUGAAGAUCUGGCGGCAGGGAAGCCAGAGGCUGAAACUGUACUGGUGCCUAGGUGGUGGGAUAGAUAUCUUCCAACUUCUUAUCUGUGGCCAAGGAAAACUGAGCUAAGUGGACUACGACACAGGAAACGUGACGGUGGGACUGGAGAUCCACGGGAACGUGAUACUGAUGGAGACUUUUCUGAUUAUGGAACCCCCCCUCCGUCCCCCACCCCUUCUCCCUCUCAGCUGACUUCUCCUUUUCGACUGUUUGCACACAGCUGGAACGUGGAGAUUGUACCAGAGCACUACGAGAUCUGCUUUAACUUCCUACGCCACUUGUUUGACCUGUUUGUUGUUGGCUUCCUGUGGACUGUGUCACCUCCUGCCAAGCUUAUCCUGGAGGUGCUGGGUGUCCAGGGAGCACUGAGACUGUGGUUUCAUGGUAUGGCUAUGUUUUUUGUCGCCACAGUUGGAAUGGCAGGAUUACUCUGGUUGAUCCAGGAGUAUCUCCUGCAGUUUGCCCUGAUCUAUGGCAUCAUUCAGGCGUUGGUGAUCUCUGUCAGUGUUCGACAGAGUGUGAUGCUAGGUGUUGAGGAAGAGAAUGACCAGACAGGAAAGGACACUGAUGACACGAGAGACACUAAGGAACACAAAGACAAGCCUGUGUCUGUCAAAGACAAGGUAAAGACAAAUUAAAGGUGGAGAGAAUUUGCUGGCACCACCAGUACUCCAGCUGUAUCACACCUCCUCCAGCCCUCUGACGUCACAGCGGUGGGACUGAGACUGUGGACUGCAGCGUGUGUUCUGCAGCGUAACUUAAGAAUUGUAUUGCACAUUAAUUUCAUAUUCAGAGAAAUGAUACUUGUGGCACUUUAUGUCCAGCACUACAGAUCUGCAUCUGUGUUCAGUUGAUCUCACUGAUAACUGUUGUAAUCUACACCAGAAGAGCUCAUGAAUGUUCAGAGAAUGCUUAAGUGAAAGGGGAAAUCGCCAGCAGGUACCCGUUUCUGUUUUCUUCUUGUUUGUGGGACUACUCUUCCCAUGAGACAGUCACUUGAUUUGAGACCAGCCGAUUGCCUCCAGUGCGUUGUGUUGGUGAGUAGAACAGCAAAUCUUAGAGAGGACAGAUGCAGCAUUUAUGAAGAGAGCCUCACUGAGACACUUUAGGUGAAGCAGAAAUAUCUUUGGGUCUCUUAAACACAGCGAGGAGCAGGAAUAAACUCUGAACAGAAGUCUUACUGAACAGCACCACCGACAGUUUGCGCCUGCAUCCACUGGCCAGUUUUAGUGUGCCUCCUAAUGUUUAGCUCUUCUGACCGUGUUCAUUGUGUGGGGGGCAAAUUUAAAUCUGCCGUAUGGCCCCGCUCAGUUUGAACUCAAUUGAAGCUUGGCCAUGUCCAACACAGCUGAUUUAAAUGACCUCAACAUGUCUUGAAGUUCUUCAGAGGCUGGUAAUGAACCAAUCAUCUGACUCAGGUGUGCUGACCCAGGGUGAGAUCUAAAACCUGCAGGACACCAGCUCUCAAGGCCUGGAGGUCCCCACCCCUGGUUUAGACUCUGUGAUGGUACUGACCUGUGACUUUGAGCUUGUAUCCAGGACACCGUACCGGCUCACUCAGUGGAACAGGGAGCUAAUGUGAAUGUUUGUGUCGCCUGCAGGCGAUCCAAGCUAGUAGCAAACACCACUGGUGAGCUAUAGCUACUCAAGACACGCACACUACAGCAUAGACCACAGGUGUUGAACUCCAGGCCUCGAGGGCUGGUGUCCUGCAGCUUUCAGAUGUCUCCUUGAUCCAACACAGCUGAU